AUAAGUUAGCUUUUUGCUAACUCCACCAUGGACAAUGGUCCCAGCUUUUGUUCUCCUGUCUCUUCUGAAGAAAACGGAGCAGAAAACGGUGACAGCUCGUCGAAUGAAGAUGGAUUAAACGACGCUUUUGGCGACCUGGCUGCCCUCCCGGUCGAGGUGGGCGAGAGAAGACCGACGUGUUUACGGUGCCGUCGCCCUCAGAAGGUGUGUCUCUGUCCUUUUCUUCCAACACAACCCCUGGAGGUCUCCACAUGUCUGUACAUAGUGCAGCAUCCUGCAGAGGAGAGCAGAGUUCUUCGCACAGUGCCACUACUUGCUGCUUGUUUGCCACAAGGAAAAUGCAAUGUCAUAGUGGGAAGGAGAUUCAAUGAGGAAAAGCACCCGGAGCUGGCUGCGGUGUGUCGGGACAGCAGGACGCUGAUCCUGUACCCAGGUCCCAAAUCCCAGAACCUGGACGAGUUGGUACAACACCAGGAAGUAGGCACAGUGACACACAAUGUGAUCAUCAUAGACGGCACCUGGAGCCAGGCCAAAAACAUGUUCCUGAAAAACAACCUGUUCCACCUGCCUAAACAGGUGCAGCUCAAUAGGACUCUUUCCAGUCAGUAUGUGAUCCGCACACAACCCUCCAACAUCUGCCUGUCCACGCUGGAGUGUGCUGCUGUCUCGCUGUCCAUACUGGAGCAGAAUGACGACAUCCAAGAGGUUCUGCUGAGGCCCCUGAAGGCUCUGUGCUCCUUCCAGCUGCAGCACGGUGCUCAGGUUCACCAUAGCAAGGAGCAUUUACUAAAGAACGGCAUGUACGACAAACCCAUGCCCAAGAACAAACGCAAGAUAAAGAGGAUGGAGAAACUCGUCACUGACCACAAUGUCUGCCCAAGAUGAGGGAGAGACUGAGCAGAGGAGCUCGACUGAUUCUGCUCAGGACUGUUUCAUCAGAGCAGCAUCAGGGCGCACAUGUGGAAACCACUGGACCUUUUGAGACUUUUUUUGUGUUUAUUGCUGGCAAACUUAAUUUAUAUAUUUGUCAUUCAAUUUUAAAAAAUAA
This is a messenger RNA of Notothenia coriiceps (black rockcod), 1048 nucleotides long. It is a transcript of the gene dtwd2, whose product is annotated as DTW domain containing 2. The transcript is spliced from 6 exons. Bases 28 to 885 code for a protein of 285 amino acids. Lineage: Eukaryota; Metazoa; Chordata; Actinopteri; Perciformes; Nototheniidae. The record is from RefSeq and is a predicted model, not a curated record.